AUGCUGGCUAAAGCAGCUGCUACUGCAUCAAUUCCAACAGUAAUUGGAACGGUUUAUUUUAAUAGCUAUGAUUCAAAAAUUAUUCAAUAUGCCUCAGCUUUGGGCAAAUUAAAGGAAAUUUACAAAAUUUUAGGUGCUUUGGAAGCAAAUUUAGAAAAAAAUCCAGAUACUUCAAUAAUUCCUUUAAUUAAUUAUAUUUUAUCAUUCUGUGAGGGUCAAACAUUUAACGUUAAUUCGACUUUAAGGAAAAGAUUUAAUUUGUUGUGUGAAUUUAGACAAUGCAAAGUAACAGAAAUUGUUCCAACACUUUCGACGUCUGCUAUUGAUUAUAAUGUUAAAUUUCCUGAAUUAACACAAGACUCUGAGACUUUCAUUAAAAAUAUGUAUAACCCUGAAUUACAAUGGAAGCUCUUGAAAUGUUUUAAAGCAAUUGUUAAAAAUGCAAUUGAAAUAUAUUCCAAUAGAUUAAAACAGGUACAGAUUGAAAGAACUGCUAAUAGCCCCCCUGAUAUGUUUGGAAGAGCAAGACCAUUUGAUAUUCAAGCAGUAAAUGAUCUGAUACGGCCUUCUGAAACCUCGAUGUGUCUUGAUUUGGCUGUUUUGAUUAAAGAUCGAGAACAGGAUACAAAACCUGAAUCAUUCAGAAAGUUGGAUUUACAAAUCCUAACAAAAUUUAUUUCGGUAGUUCAAAAUUCUAUUUUGCCAAGCAUCAAGGCGUAUUAUAAUGACCUUCAUAAAUAUGUCAAUUCUAGAGCUGCUUCAACACAAAUGUUAAGAGAACUACCACAUUGGGAAUAUAGUAUGCAUAGAAUAUAUGCCUUGCUUUACAGAACAUUAUCUACCCUCCAUAUGAUAAUCAGUAUAGCAAGACAACUUUAUAUCCCGAAUAAAGAGUACUUUAAUGAUAUAAGGACUAAACUCUGCAGUGAAAAUGUUCAUGAUUAUGAAAAUCUGAUAAGAAAAAUUGAAAAACUGUGUUUUGAUUAUGAAGAGAGCUAUACAGAGCUUUUGGUAAAAAGUCUUGAAUAUUACUCAAGGCAAGGCACCACUUUUCAUGUACAACCAAAUAAUAUAUUAGAUGGGUUUCAUAUAAAUGUUACUAAAUCAGUUCCGAAACUAAGAAUUGUUUUGACACUUUUAAAUUCUUGGUUAACUAUGUGGCAGUUUAUUCAAAAUAAUAGUGCUGCAGAAUCGAAAAUAUCGGAUAGUUCGGAUGAGAUGCUUGAGAACAUGUUACAAGAAAGAAAAGCGGUUGAUAGAUUGGCAAGCGUUGAGAAAGAAAUAAAACGGAGUGAAUUAAAGCUAAAGCAGAGACAAGACACCUUAAAGUCAAAAUUAAAACAAAUAAACGAAGACUGUUUGGGGCCCGACAGACUGCCAAUGAGAAAAAUCUCAUCAUUAAGCACCUUUUCAAGCUCUUCAAGUUCGACAACUUCACCUGGUACAAUGUCUCCAAAUUUAAGUUCAUGGAAUUCACGAAACGUAUCAUUAUCAAGUAUUUCUUCUCCAAAUCUUUCUAGAAGGCAAUCGAUCGAUGCAAGGAAUAAUAACAAUAGUUCUAAUAAUUUAAAUAGUAUGAACAACAACGUGACACGUCAGAAGGUUCAUUGCGAAACAAAACCCGCCAAGACAAAGACAAGAAAAAGAUCUACUUCAUUGCAAUCUGCAUUUUCUUCAUCUGCUGAAGAUUUAAAUUCUUCUGAGGUUCCAUCUCGUUCAAACUCCUUACAAGUAGGGUCUGUAUUGAAUCAGAAGAUGUUACAGGAUACUGUUACUCAUUUGAUGAGUAAAAAUAAUUCUCGUCCCCCACCAACCAGCAAUGCUGUUUCUAAUGCCUCUAUAUUUGCUUCUAAGGCUGCAGCUAGUAAUGGUUUAUCUCGAAGUCAAAAUAAUAUCGAGAGAAAUGGUACAACAAAAGUUGGAACAGUGACAAAAAAGAAGGAUAAAAAUGUUAUGAUGAAUAAUAAAGAAGAUAUUACUCAAAAGAAUUAUAAAAUCAUGAAUUCCUCUGCUGUUACGAAAACUAUCAGUAUGCCAGAAUUAGAAUUACAAAAUUCCUUCAGUCAAUCCCUUAGAUUAGAUCCUACUGUAUCGGCAGAUAAUUGUGAAAUCAGGAAAAAGGUUAGGUUUAUCGGUGUACCUCCAAUAACAGAGUUAGAAGACCCUAGGCCAAAAAGAAAAGGUUGGUACAAAAAGCCGGAGGUCCUACAUUAUCCACCACCUCCAACUCAAAUCAGUGAUAGAUACAAUAGACAAGAAGGUAUGGCAUUUCGUAGAAGCCUAAGGGAACCAAACGAUUCAGAUGAAAAUGCAAAACUUGAAAUUGAUCAAACUCGGGAAUCCACAAGAUCGAGGAUAACAUCGAAAUUAUUCGAUAAAUUAAGGUAA
Molecule: messenger RNA, 2388 nt
Organism: Vanderwaltozyma polyspora DSM 70294
Lineage: Eukaryota; Fungi; Ascomycota; Saccharomycetes; Saccharomycetales; Saccharomycetaceae
Gene: GIP4
Product: protein phosphatase regulator GIP4
Exons: 1
Coding region: 1-2388 (795 amino acids)
Cellular component (GO): cytoplasm
Molecular function (GO): protein phosphatase 1 binding; protein phosphatase regulator activity
Source: RefSeq, a predicted model, not a curated record